UGACAGAAGUUUUCGGUUUAAUGUGUCUACUUUUAUCAUGCAAUCAUCCAGCUAAUAACCUUCCCAGUGCUCUGUCCGCAGUCGGGACUAUUGACUCGAACCUGCCUUGUGUUUUAAUGAAAUAAACUCACAGAGACUUUGACAGACUGCGGUGUCAUCUGGGAACUUUUGGUUUGCUGGAAGAGCGACCCUUUGGAUCUUAUUUGACCGGGGAGCAGAGCAGGAUAGAGCCCACUGGGCUGACCGAAGUGCCGCCAUGGGAAACCGGGGGAUGGAAGACCUAAUUCCCCUCAUCAACAAGCUCCAGGACGCCUUCAGCUCCAUCGGCCAGACCUGCAACUUGGAUCUGCCGCAGAUAGCGGUCGUCGGCGGCCAGAGCGCAGGGAAGAGCUCCGUGUUGGAGAAUUUUGUCGGAAGGGACUUCUUGCCCAGAGGAUCUGGCAUCGUCACCCGUCGUCCUCUCAUCCUCCAGCUGGUUAACUGUAAAGCAGAGUAUGCAGAGUUCCUGCACUGUAAGGGUCGUAAGUUUGUGGACUUUGAAGAGGUCCGUCUGGAGAUUGAAGCAGAGACUGACAGGAUCACCGGAUCCAACAAAGGAAUCUCCACCAUCCCCAUCAACCUCCGUGUCUACUCCCCUAACGUGCUGAACCUGACCCUAAUUGACCUGCCGGGGAUGACCAAAGUUGCCGUGGGAGACCAGCCUCACGACAUCGAGCACCAGAUCAUGGAAAUGCUGAUGCAGUUCAUCACCAAGGAGAGCUGUCUGAUCCUGGCCGUUACUCCGGCCAACACUGACCUGGCCAACUCUGACGCGCUCAAGAUUUCCAAGGAAGUGGACCCUCAGGGUCUACGGACCAUUGGUGUGAUCACCAAGCUGGACCUGAUGGAUGAAGGGACGGACGCAAGAGACAUCCUGGAAAACAAACUACUGCCGCUCCGCAGGGGUUACAUUGGGGUGGUGAACCGCAGUCAAAAGGACAUUGAUGGAAAGAAAGACAUCCGUGCUGCUUUGGCUGCUGAGAGGAAGUUCUUCCUGUCCCACCCCGGGUACAGACACAUUGCAGAACGCAUGGGCACACCACACCUGCAGAAGACCCUCAAUCAGCAACUUACCAACCACAUCCGUGACACGUUGCCAGGGUUACGCAGUAAGCUGCAAAGCCAGCUGUUGUCACUGGAGAAAGAGGUGGAGGAGUACAAGAACUUCCGCCCUGACGACCCCACGCGCAAGACCAAGGCCUUGCUCCAGAUGGUGCAGCAGUUUGGCGUGGACUUUGAGAAGUGCAUCGAGGGAUCUGGGGAUCAGGUGGACACCUCCAACUUGUCCGGUGGAGCAAAGAUUAACCGCAUCUUCCACGAGCGCUUUCCCUUCGAGCUGGUGAAGAUGGAGUUUGAUGAGAAGGAGCUGCGGAAAGAGAUCAGUUACGCCAUCAAGAAUAUCCACGGAGUCAGGACAGGCCUGUUCACCCCAGACUUGGCGUUUGAGGCCAUAGUGAAAAAGCAGGUCAUUAAGCUGAAAGACCCCUGUCUGAAAUGUGUCGACCUCGUCGUCACCGAGCUUGCCGCCCUGAUCAGGAAGUGCACGGAAAAGCUGGGAUCGUACCCUCGACUGAGAGAAGAGACAGAGAGAAUCGUCACCACCUAUGUCAGAGAGAGAGACAGCAAGACCAAAGACCAGGUGCUGCUGUUGAUUGACAUUGAGCUCUCCUACAUCAACACUAAUCAUGAGGACUUCAUUGGAUUUGCCAAUGCCCAGCAAAGAACUGCUGCAAACAUCACCAAGAAGAGAGUCAUGCCCAAUCAGGUGAUCCGCAGAGGCUGGCUCACUAUCAACAUCAGUAUCAUGAAGGGGGGAUCUAAGGACUACUGGUUUGUCCUGACUGCUGAGUCUUUCUCCUGGUACAAAGAUGAGGAGGAGAAAGAAAAGAAGUACAUGCUGCCUCUCGACAACCUGAAGCUGAGAGAUGUGGAGAAGAGCUUCAUGUCCAGCAAACAUGUCUUUGCCAUCUUCAAUACGGAACAGAGGAAUGUGUAUAAAGACCUGCGUCAGAUUGAGCUGGCAUGUGACACUCAGGAGGAUGUGGACAGCUGGAAGGCUUCGUUCCUCAGAGCUGGUGUUUACCCGGAGAAAGACCAGCCUGCGAGCGAAGAUGUGAUGAAUCCGAGCGACACCGUGUCCAUGGACCCGCAGCUGGAGCGGCAGGUUGAGACCAUCCGCAACCUCGUGGACUCGUACAUCGGCAUCGUCAACAAGUCCAUCAGAGACCUCAUGCCCAAGACCAUCAUGCACCUCAUGAUCAACAGUGCGAAGGACUUCAUCCACUCCGAGCUGCUGGCCUACCUGUACUCGGCCGGGGACCAGGGCAGCUUGAUGGAGGAGUCACCAGAGCAGGCUCAGAGGAGAGAUGAGAUGCUGAGGAUGUACCACGCUUUGAAAGAGGCCCUCGUCCUCAUCGGAGACAUCAGCACUACCACUAUUUCUACCCCAGUACCUCCACCAGUAGACGACAACUGGAUUCCCAAGGACCCAAGUCCUCCACCGGCGUCCCGCCCUGCCUCAGCAACAGCGCCCCCUCCCAGCCGACCCCCAGCAGUGAGGGGGCCCACCCCGGGUCCUCCGCCCCCUCUCAACCCCUCACCAGCAUUCGGAGCUCCGCCGGUGCCGUCUCGCCCACCGGGCCAAACGGCCUACGCAGGCGACUCUGGUGUUGUGCCUCUAGUACCUUCAAGGCCGGCCCGCGUGCCUCCUGCGCUGCCGCCCGGGAUUCCCAGCAGAAGACCCCCAGGUGCUCCCAUCCGACCCACUGUCAUACGUCCUUCAGAGCCCUCCCUGCUUGACUAGAAACACACACGCAUAUUCUUUUUGUUUACACUUUUCUAUUUCUGUAGAGCAGAGAAAGUAAUCUUUUUUUUGUUCAUGUAUAUUCCUAUAACUACAAACUGUUGUCCUACUGUAAUUGGUAAUCUGAUGCUGUUUCAGUCUGUGCAUGUCAGAAGCAUUAUGUAUGUACUUUUGACUAAAUGUGUAGGUAGCUUCUUUUUUUUUUUUUUUUUUUU
Messenger RNA from Cottoperca gobio, 3057 nucleotides. RefSeq names its product dynamin 2b (gene dnm2b). Gene Ontology annotation, molecular function: microtubule binding; GTPase activity; GTP binding. Gene Ontology annotation, cellular component: plasma membrane; synapse; microtubule. Bases 257 to 2842 code for a protein of 861 amino acids. The record is from RefSeq and is a predicted model, not a curated record. Gene Ontology annotation, biological process: receptor internalization; synaptic vesicle budding from presynaptic endocytic zone membrane. The transcript is spliced from 20 exons. NCBI's taxonomy places the organism in Eukaryota, Metazoa, Chordata, Actinopteri, Perciformes, Bovichtidae.